AACAACAACUAAAAACUUCCAGUUUUUACUGGCCUUAGCUUUUUCCAUGGAUGAAGUCAACAGGAACCCUGAUCUUCUACCAAAUUCAUCAUUCAUAUUUGAAUGUGUAGAGCAUGGCUGUGACACUGGGCCACAAAUAUAUAGUCACUUUCAGUUUUCUGAAGUAGUUCAUGAUUAUCCCCCUAAUUAUAUGUGUCAUGAAGAGACUAUGUGUAUCGUGGUCCUUACAGGACCAAAUUUUGCGACAUCUGUGAUCAUUGGGAACACGCUCAAUCUCUUCAAACCUCAACAGUUCCUUCAGAUUACCUAUGGACCUGUCCAUCCCAUCCUGAGCAAUCGUGAACAUUUUCCCUCUCUGUAUCAGAUGGCUGCCAAGUACACAUCUUUAGCCCUGGCCCUGAUCUCUCUGAUGCUUCACUUCAACUGGAACUGGAUUGGACUGGCCAUCUCAGACAAUGAUCAGGGUACUCAAUUUCUCACACAAUUAAGAGGAGAGAUGGAAAAAAUUACAGUCUGCUUUGCCUUUGUGAGUGUGAUCCCAGUCAAGAUGCAUUUAUUCUUGACAAGAGUUGAAGGUUAUUAUAACCAAAUCAUGACAUCAUCCACAAAUGUAGUUGUCAUUUAUGGUGACCCGAAGGGUUCUCUAGCUGUGGCCUUUAGAAGGUGGCAAUCUCUAGGUUUACAGAGAAUAUGGGUCACCACCUCACAGUGGGAUGGCACUACAACUAAGAAUGACUUCCAACUUAAUUCAUUCAAUGGGAAAAUAACUUUUGCAUACCAUCAUGCUGAGAUUUCUCAUUUUAAAACAUUUGUCCAGACAUUGAACCCUCUCAAAUACACAGACGAAUUCCUGGCCAGGCUGGAGUGGAUGAACUUGAACUGCAAAGCCUCAGCUUCUAGGUGUAAGACCCUGAAGAAUUGCUUAUCCAAUGCCUCAUUGCAAUGGCUAAAGGCACAGACUUUUGACAUGGCCUUUAGUGAUGAGAGUUAUGAAAUAUAUAAUGCGGUGUAUGCUGUGGCCCAUGCCUUCCAUGCAAUGCUUCUUCAGCAUGUUUACAAU
Messenger RNA from Alexandromys fortis (reed vole), 1060 nucleotides. RefSeq names its product vomeronasal type-2 receptor 116-like. Gene Ontology annotation, biological process: G protein-coupled receptor signaling pathway. Lineage: Eukaryota; Metazoa; Chordata; Mammalia; Rodentia; Cricetidae. The transcript has 2 exons. The record is from RefSeq and is a predicted model, not a curated record. Gene Ontology annotation, molecular function: G protein-coupled receptor activity. The annotation marks the transcript as partial. Gene Ontology annotation, cellular component: plasma membrane.